Messenger RNA from Ruditapes philippinarum (Manila clam), 2394 nucleotides. RefSeq names its product putative inhibitor of apoptosis. Gene Ontology annotation, cellular component: nucleus; cytoplasm. The coding region runs from base 179 to 1498 and encodes 439 amino acids. Lineage: Eukaryota; Metazoa; Mollusca; Bivalvia; Venerida; Veneridae. The record is from RefSeq and is a predicted model, not a curated record. Gene Ontology annotation, biological process: positive regulation of protein ubiquitination; regulation of cell cycle; negative regulation of apoptotic process. Gene Ontology annotation, molecular function: ubiquitin protein ligase activity; cysteine-type endopeptidase inhibitor activity involved in apoptotic process. The transcript has 2 exons.
CGCUCAUUAUUGCCAAUUCGAUAACACAGAAAUAAGAUAUACGAAAAUAAUACUUAUUUCUUGGAAUGCAUUUUAAUUCAUAUUGUUUUCUCUCACUAUUUAAAAAAAAAUAGUUAUAGUCUUGUGCUUAAUAUAAAAAUAUUUUGAUUUUGUAUAUAAAAUAUAGAUCUACAGGCACAUGGCGGGUGUUUUGUCUAAGCUUGAUAAAAAUUUCAACAAUUAUCGGAAAUCAAAUUUGGAGGAAAUCAUUGAGACAAAUAAACUGUCGGAACUGUCCGAAACAGCAUUUUCUGCUAAAGCUGACAGUAACCAACAAAUAUCGGAUGUCAAAACGACUGAUUUAAAGACUGAGAGCAGCAAUACUACCGGUUGUCGUCUAAGAAACCGUAAGAAGAAAGUUAGAAAAAAUACUAAAAGAAACAUGGCCGACGCUAAGGACGUUACAACGGAAAGAAAUGUACCUGAAAGAGAUGUUAGUAAUGCUAUUGAUGACGCGGCGGAAAGAAAUACCUCUGAUGGAAUUUUAACGAAUGCUGAUGGUCUAAGACCAGAGAGAACUAGUUUAAACACAGACCAAACUGAUUCAGUUGAUACAAGAACAGAUGGUCAAAGUGAAUCUAAUAGAAACCAAGAAGUUACUAAGAACAACUCGAGACAAGGUGCUAAUGGGCCAGCUCAAAGCAAGGAAUCGUUUAGUGAUCGGUUAGGAAUUGUUAUAUUCAAUCCAAAAUAUAGACAAUAUGCGACUCAAGAAUCAAGGUUAAAAUCUUACAAAAACUGGCCGAAAGAUAACAAAGUCAAUGUAAGUACAUUAGUAGAUGCUGGUUUUGCAUAUACCGGAGUUGGAGACUCUGUACGAUGCUUUUAUUGUGGAGGGGCCUUCAAAGACUGGUCCGAUGAUUCUGAUCCCUGGAAGGAACAUGCUUUAUAUUUUCCACACUGUGGGCAUAUUCGUCAAUGUAAAGGUGUUGCGUACAUUAAGCACAUUUGCGGAGAAGGUGAUAGUGACUAUGAAGUUGAUGGUGAUGACGAUGUGCUAAUAGAUAGAGUGAAACUUGCUAUGAAACGAAAUGAAACUGCUGUCAUGGCUGCUAGGGAUUUUUGCGCAGACGAAAGCCUUCUUAGAGAUGGAGUUAAAAGAAUACUUAAAGAAAAAAAAGAAACAUUUUCUGGCGUAGAUCUCAUUAAAGCGACAGAAGAGAUAAAAGACGAACUUGAACGACGACAAACAUUAACCGAACUUACGGAGACAGCUUGUUUAGAAAAUGAUUCAUCGGACGAUUCAGAAGCAGAGGUCAAUAAAAUGGAACUACUGGAAGAAAAUAGAAAACUAAAAGAUCCUGUCUUAUGUAAGAUAUGUCUUGAUAAGAUUGCCACAAUUAUAACAUUACCUUGUGGCCAUAUGUCUAGUUGUUCUCAAUGUAUUUCGGCGUUGUCUACAUGCGCUAUAUGCAGAGCUCAGAUAAAAGGGACUGUUCGGGCUUUAAUGGUUGUUUAAAUUAAAAUCGCAGAGUUAUUUGUCUACGGUUAACAGGUUGAUAACCUGCAGACAUUGCUUACAAUUUAUAUAGUUUUAUUACGGCAGGAAAGUUUAUUUAUGACAGUCGCUAUAUGCGCUUUCUACAUCAGUCUGAAUUUUGAACUCACACAUGUGAGUGGGUGUCCAUGAAAAGUGGCUUAUUAUAUAGAAUGGUACGACAUUUACCCAUUUUCGAUAUGGCGGGAACACACACUUUGAACAUAACAUGUAUGGUCUAUCAUUAUUGUGCUUAAUAUUGUCUGUACAUAGUUUUGAACUUUUUACUAUAACAUACAUGUAUUCAUAAACUUUCUUAUUUAUAAUUAAUUCUGACAUAAACCUAGUCAGUUCAAUGUGGUAUCUUCAAAGAAUUUCUAGAAAAAAAUGGUGCUCGGUUUCAAAUGAAAUUUAGCUUUCAAAAUGUUAAAUUUAAUUUAGAAAUUACCAAAGUAAGGCAUUGUUAUUGACUUUUAUAAACAGUGUGACAGUAUACUCAUAAAUAUCUCGUAUUAAAUCUAAAUAUAGAAACUUGUAUCAACAAUUUUCGGAUUUCCAUAUUCUCUAAAAAUAGUGAUAUCUGACCAACCUAAUCGUGACUCACUAAAUAAUUAUGUAAUGUUAAUGUAAUAAAUUAUGAAUAAUUAUAUAGAAUUACUAAGGAAAUUGCCUGUCUAUCUUUGCAGCAUAAUUGCGUUUUUUUUCUAUGGCGGUUGUUUUGCUUGUGUUCAUUUUAGGUUGCGAUUUGUGCCUGGCAUUAUUUUUCCUAUUUUUUAUUGUUUUAUAUUAGAAUCAAACACUUAUUUCAAUGCGAACUUUUAUUAUGUAUUUUUGUGUAUGAAUGUGAGUUGUAAAUGUUACAUAGACCCCCCCCCCCC